Molecule: messenger RNA, 1688 nt
Organism: Contarinia nasturtii (swede midge)
Lineage: Eukaryota; Metazoa; Arthropoda; Insecta; Diptera; Cecidomyiidae
Product: 26S proteasome non-ATPase regulatory subunit 10-like
Exons: 9
Coding region: 714-1601 (295 amino acids)
Cellular component (GO): nucleus; cytoplasm
Molecular function (GO): protein binding
Source: RefSeq, a predicted model, not a curated record
GAUCCAAAUAUCAGCUAAAGAAAGUAAUAUAAUUACUCAUACUCUCGUUGAUCACAAAGUUUGAUUUAUCUCGCGAUUCCGGAACGGAAUUUCCGUUUCUAUUAGAUUAUCUACAAUUGCAUGAAAAGUAAAACUGUAAGAAUGCGAACGCAUACACUCAAAAAAUAAUAAAUUGUAAUUACGUAAUUUGGGCGUCUUUUUUGUUCACAUACUAUGUAGCUAUGAAUGCGAUAAGACUGACCACUUGCGAUCCAAAGUCAAAUACAAAUAAAAGUUACAAAAAAAUUACCAAAAUAAGAAUAACAAAACGAUGAUAGUGUAAUCUCAAUUUCAACAUGUGAGUCUCUUCACAAUAAAUGAAUGGGUGAGAAUUAAAGUGACUAGAAAACCAGUGGAAAUUACAACAUAACAAAAUAUUAAUUACAGCAACAGCUAGAUAUGUAGAAAAUGUAGGUCACUUUAAUCCUCAGCCGUUCAAAUUUAUUACGCCAUAAAGAUCACAAGUCUCGUAACAUAGUAAACAAGUCAACGUAAUUCAUUCAAAACAGAUGCAUUUCUAUAGCACAAGAAACUUGAAUAGUCUGUGAAUUUGAAAAAAUAUUUUCAGUUUCAACAAAAAUAUCAAAUCGUGUAUUCUCUCGAAGUAGAUUUUGGCAAUUUGAUUGUGUUUAGUGAAAAAAAUUACAAUUCAACUGAGCGAUAUUUUAUCAUUGAUGAUGAACGUGAAAUAUGUGUUUCCUUUACUAAUUUUGUUUUUUGGAGUAAGAGCCGCACGUUUUCCUGAUUUAGAUUUAAAACUAUUAAGUGCUGCAGAUGAAGGUCGAACAGAAGAAUGUAAGACCUUACUAGAAGCAGGAGCAAGUAUAAGUGCCCGCACAGAGUAUGGUGAAUAUACUCCUCUUCUUUUAGCAACUAAGAAUGGUAACAUAGAAUUAGUCCAAUAUCUAACCGAAUAUGGAGCUGAUGUAAAUGUAGAAGUUAACGGCAUCGUUGCAAGCAGGCCGUUGCACUACGCUGCCGUACGAGGUCACACCGAAAUAGUAAAAUAUCUUAUCGAGUAUGGAGCAAAUGUGAAUGUCAAAAAUGUAUUCCAAUACACUCCUACAAUGAUUGCGGCGUGGAAAGCUUACGCAGAUAUAGUGAAAUGUUUAAUCAAAAAUGGAGCUGAAGUAAAUGAUGAGGAUGAGAACAAACAGACCGCACUCCACUGGGCAAUUAUUUCAAACGGUUAUGCUAAGACAGAAAUCGUCAAAUACCUAGUCAGUCACAGAGCAAAUGUACAAGCCGAAAACAUCUGGCAAGAAACGCCACUUCACUCAGCUGCUGACAAGGGUGACAUAGAAAUAGUAAAAUACCUUGUUAAUCACGGAGCAAAUGUACAUGCCGUAAAUAUCUGGCAAGAAACGCCACUUCACUCAGCCGCUUCGAAUGGUCAUACAGAAACGGUUAAAUUUCUAGUCGAACAUGGAGCUAAUAUUAAUGUGAAAGAUAAUUCGCAACAUACACCCCAUUAUUAUGCUAAUAAGAAUGGUCACAUCGAUGUAAUCAAUUAUCUUAGAGGACAUGGGACACAUUUAAAUAACCAUUUUAUUUAUAAUUAAAGUAUAAUCAAAUUGAAAUUAAAAUAUUUUUUAAUAUACAUUUUUUAUGCAACGUACAAAAUUUAGUACAAAAAAGUUCUAAUGCAA